Hevea brasiliensis (rubber tree) is the source of this 1528-nucleotide messenger RNA. Its product is annotated as serpin-ZX. Gene Ontology annotation, molecular function: serine-type endopeptidase inhibitor activity. Lineage: Eukaryota; Viridiplantae; Streptophyta; Magnoliopsida; Malpighiales; Euphorbiaceae. Bases 101 to 1276 code for a protein of 391 amino acids. The record is from RefSeq and is a predicted model, not a curated record. The transcript is spliced from 2 exons.
CCUGUUAAACAUCAGUUCUUUUCUUCGACAUUAAGCAGACUGCACUCUGUUGACGCGCCCUUCUUGCAACUCGCAAUACCACAAACAGUCAAGCACAAAGAUGGACAUCCGUGAAUCAAUCGGGAACCAGAACGCUGUCGCUUUGGGCUUCUCCAAGCAUGUGCUCUUAACCGAAGCCAAAACCUCUAAUUCAGUCUUGUCGCCGCUGUCGAUCCAGGUGGUACUCGGCCUUAUUGCUGCUGGCUCUAAGGGUUCUACACUCGAUCAAUUGCUCUCUUUCCUGAAGUCCAAGUCCAAUAAUCAGUUCAGUUCUUUCUCCUCCGAUCUAGUUUCUGUGGUUUUUGCGGACGGAAGUGCCGCCGGUGGGCCACGCUUGUCGUUUGCCAAUGGUGUUUGGGUGGACAGUUCUCUCUCUCUUAAGCCCUCUUUCAAACAGGUUGUGGACAAUGUGUACAAGGCUGCUUCUAAUCAAGUUGAUUUCCAAACCAAGGCUGUUGAAGUGACUAAUGAGGUAAAUGCAUGGGCGGAGAGGGAGACUAGUGGCCUUAUCAAAGAGGUUCUUCCUUCUGGGUCGGUUGACAAUACGACCAGGCUUAUAUUUGCAAAUGCACUUUACUUCAAAGGAGCCUGGAAUGAAAAAUUUGUUGCAUCAGCCACAAAAGAGUAUGAUUUUUACCUUUUGAACGGUAGCUCAGUGCAUGUGCCCUUUAUGACUAGCGAGAAGAAGCAAUAUAUCCGUGCCUUUGAUGGUUUCAAAGUCCUAGGGCUUCCUUAUAAAAAAGGUGAAGAUAAACGGCAUUUCUCCAUGUACUUCUUCCUUCCAGAUGCAAAAGAUGGGCUGCCUGCUUUGGUGGAGAAAGUGGGUUCUGAGUCUGGGUUUUUAGAAUAUCACCUUCCACAGCAACAAGUGGAAGUGGGUGACUUCAGGAUUCCUAGGUUUAAGAUUUCCUUUGGAUUUGAAGCUUCCAAAACCCUUAAGGGAUUAGGACUGGUGUUGCCAUUCUCCGGCGAAGGAGAUUUGACAGAAAUGGUGGAUUCCUCCGUUGGUCGGAACCUGUAUGUUUCAAGCAUAUUCCAUAAAUCCUUCAUUGAAGUAAAUGAAGAAGGCACAGAAGCUGCAGCAGAUUCUGCUGGUGUUGUAAGAUUGAGAGAUCUGAUGCUCUCUGAUAAACUGGACUUUGUAGCUGACCAUCCAUUCUUGUUCUUGAUCAGAGAAGACAUGACUGGAAUGGUGCUGUUCAUUGGUCAUGUGCUUGAUCCUUCUCAGGCCAAUUAAGUCUCAUGUAGUGAAGAACACAAGUGUUAAACAUAACAAACAUAAAACUAUCAUAACAACUAAGGUCUGGUUGAUGUAUUGUAUUUUGCUGUUCCUAUUGUGCCUUGGGAAUUGUUUACUGCAAGGCGCUAACUUUUGUACGACGUGUUUGCUUUGAAGUGGAGCUCUUUUUAUCUUCUCCAUUUUCGUUUGUAAUGAUAAGCUCUUGUCUCUUGAAUUGUUUGCAAUAGAACCGCGUGUAUUAUUAUGCUA